UCACGUGAGGAGAGAUAUAUGAAACGGAGAUUCGUACUUGCCACGCUUACUUUAUUUUCCAAAUUCUGCAAAAAGACCAAACUAUUUCAGAGCUCUCAGGACUUGCCAUUUGAGUCUUAGGGUACUGGAAGAAGAUUCUGGGGGAAGGCGUUAUUUGCGUUCGUGGUGAUAUUGUGAAGCUGCAAACACUUGCCGGUUGGAUACCUGUAUGGUCGUCCGCAUCUCUGGUAUCCGACCUUGUUAUCUAAGUGUAUUUUUAAAGGAGUUAGUUAUCAAUCAUGGGUGAGUUUACGAUUCAGAUUAGCAAUGACCUUGUCAAUCAGCUUGUUGAUGAUGGCAUGCCAAAGAAAAAAACUAGAAAGAGCAGACGAAAGAUAGCAAGAGACACUGAAAAGUCUCAAUCUAAUGAAACUAGAAAGCCAGAGAGUGCAGUUAUUCCAGGGUGGCCAGUGCAGCCCCCUUUGCAUCUACCUGGAACGUUUCCUGCUCAACCUCUACAGUCAGAGUUAGAGAGUAUUCAGUCUACGCUUCAGGAAAGUGAGAAGGUUUUGGAAAGAUUGCAGAAGCAAGAGGAGACUAUGUUGCAGGAAGUAACCCAGAAGGCAAAGGAUCUUCAUGAUAAAGAGUAUAAGCUUCCAAACCCAAAGCCUGGGCCAUGCACGGCCGAGAGAUUUGCGACCUUAUCAUGUUACAAGGAACAUUUCAAGGAUCCUUUGAAGUGUGCUAGUCUUGUUACCAGUUUUGCUGAUUGCCUACGUAGGUUUGGCCGUUUAGGUGACAAGUGAGUUACACUGAAUACUGCUUUAAAAGGAAUUUCGUCUGACAAAUGCAAAUAAACUAGUGAACUACAUACUGACUCAUAAAUAUUCAUUGUGCUGCUUCCAAUUUUGUUUAAUCUCUCAUUCCCAACAUUAAACCAUGUUUCCGAGAUCUGAAUAAGUGAUGUAUUCCUCAUUUAGAAUCUGAACAUUUUGUCAUUGUUUGCAUUUUAUCAAGGGAGUAUUUUCGUGUUGGUCAA
Messenger RNA from Vigna unguiculata (cowpea), 1018 nucleotides. RefSeq lists its product as uncharacterized. The record is from RefSeq and is a predicted model, not a curated record. Lineage: Eukaryota; Viridiplantae; Streptophyta; Magnoliopsida; Fabales; Fabaceae.